Haliotis rufescens (red abalone) is the source of this 4967-nucleotide messenger RNA. RefSeq names its product protein Wnt-4-like. Gene Ontology annotation, molecular function: frizzled binding; cytokine activity. The transcript has 5 exons. The record is from RefSeq and is a predicted model, not a curated record. Gene Ontology annotation, biological process: multicellular organism development; cell fate commitment; neuron differentiation. NCBI's taxonomy places the organism in Eukaryota, Metazoa, Mollusca, Gastropoda, Lepetellida, Haliotidae. Bases 811 to 1866 code for a protein of 351 amino acids. Gene Ontology annotation, cellular component: extracellular region.
UAUACAAACAGUGGUUAGGAACACAGGUUAACAUCAACACGAAACUACAUUCCUGACGACUGUAGACAGGCUUGACUCGGGUUGAAGGUUCAAUAUCUUCUGAGCCAGUGUCCGGUGCUUUUAUUGGGUGAAGUUCAGCCACGUGGUCCAGUGCAGGUGUGAGAACAGAAGAGGAACAGCCCCAGGCGUUGCAGAGAGAUACUUGCAAGAACAUCGUGUUUGAAUUCAUCAGUUUGAGAAGCCGUCGCGUGUUGAUCGGAGCCCGUCCCCCUUCGUGGAGAGGUAGCGCCGUAGGCCGGGCUUGUUUACCUAAUUUAUUCACAACUCUCGCGACGUGAUUAUCGUCCGCUGGACCCAACGCCAAUCACACGAUACCGUGAAAACCUCUACUUAGAAACAAUACAGCGGGAAUUACACGUUCCUGUGUGUCCUCUGAAAUUAACCAGCGGAAAAUUGGAACUUGGACCAUCGAGUAUCACCCUGUUUUAUAUAAUCGAAUUUGGGUGAAUUUGACCAUCAGGCUCACGGUGAAAGAUCUGACAAGUGCUUCUCGUGGAACUUUAGCCCUGUGCGAUAAGCGCGAGCCAUCCAAGCGGUGGUAAGAAACCCGUGUAUAGCCGGUUAACUAGGUACCUCUACCACGAGAGCCGUUCACGUGAGAUCGACUACAUAGCGUACAGUAGCCUGUAGCAAUCGCUCACAAUUGUCUCAGCAGUCAGAUCGGACCGGCCUCUACCUCAGAGCAGACAAGCUUCAUGAUGUGCUAAACUCUAUAAUAUUUGGAUAUAUAUAUCGUAUGAGUGUUGAACAAUGCCGUGUUACACAGUGUACAUAUUCAUCAUUGUGUUCGUGCUUCAAAUAGUUCAUGCGUCCUGGUGGUACCUUGGCAUGACGAGCUCCUACCAGACUCUCCUGGAGGAACUACAGGAGGUGCCCGUAAGGAAGCGAUGUGCAAACCUGCAGUUCUUGGCACCCAAGCAGCAAAAGCUCUGCGACCAGGAAGAGAAACUCAUUGACGUCAUUCACGAGGGAGCCAAUGUUGGCAUUGAAGAAUGCCAAUUUCAGUUUAAAGAUCGUCGUUGGAACUGCUCCACCUUCAACACCACCAACGUCUUUGGACAGGUUCUAAGCACAAAGAGUCGCGAGACAGCCUACAUCUACGCCAUAUCUUCGGCCGGAGUCAUGUACAGCGUCACCCGCGCCUGCGCACGUGGCCAGCUUGACCAGUGUGGAUGUGAUACAAAAACCCGUCAGUUGGUCACAGACGGAAAGUUCGAGUGGGGAGGAUGUUCCGACAACAUCAGAUAUGGACAGAGGUUCUCGAAGGAGUUUGUGGACUCAAACGAACUGAAAGUGAAGGAUUUUGGACUGAUGAACGUCUGGAACAAUGGUGCUGGGAGAAAGACCAUCAAGGACAACAUGGAACUUAUCUGCAAGUGUCAUGGCGUCUCUGGUUCGUGCUCUGUUAAAAUCUGUUGGCGAAAGAUGAAGGCUUUUCGAAAAAUAGGCUCAGCCCUCAAAGCACGUUUUGAUGGGGCCAGUAUAGUCAGAGUGGACAGAAACAGACUGAAAUUAAAACGACUCAGUAAAAACCAAAAACGGCCGACGAAGAGAGAUCUUGUAUAUUUAGAGGAGUCUCCGGAUUUCUGUAACUUUAAUCCUGCAUCCGGGUCUUUGGGUACUCGAGGCAGAAAGUGCAACAAGACAAGCAUCGCUCUUGAUGGGUGCAGUUUGAUGUGUUGUGGAAGGGGUUAUUAUACACUUGUGAAAGAAGAGAGGGAUGAUUGUGACUGCAAAUUUUACUGGUGUUGCAGAGUAGAAUGUAAGAAGUGUACACGAACUGUUGAAAUGCAUUACUGUAACUGAGAGCGAUGUUACCAAUGACUGGACCCUAUAGCAACUGUCAAAAUGCAUUACUGUGACUGAUAUCGAUGUUGCUGUUGGUUGCAUCUUAUUGUAACUAUUGAAAGGCAUUACUGAUCUGAUAUCGAUGCAAGUAAUGGUUUAAGCUAUCUGUAACUGUUGAAAGGCAUCACUGGAUCCGACAGCAGUGAAACCAAUGGAUGACAUUGCGUUAUAGUUGUAGAACUACGUUCAACAUAAUCAAGGACUACAGUUGUCAACAGUUGGACAACGGUGUUUUUCCUAAGUUCACCAGAAAAGUUGAAGAACAGAGUUGGGACAUUUGAAGCAGCGAAAACGCAUGAAAGAAUAAUAUUUCAAACAUAUGUUGGUGUUCCUUAAACACGUUGGAGGCAACUGGAUGGCGUUCUUGGUCUUCCUCAUCUCCAUCGUUCUGUCAGUUGUGACAGACCACCUAGGCAUUGUUCAGUUACUGCUGAGCAGCUGAUACCAGUUGGAGCAACAGCAAGACUCUUUCGAGGAUAAACACCAGCCUCUUCCUCAGAGACGCCCGAGAAGGUUCACUGACAACGUGAUGUAUGACGGCCAGUUUGAUAACCCUGCUACGGAAUGACCCUUGUCACGGAACAGUCUUCGCCGCAUUUAGUUAAAGUAAUGGCUGCUAUCAGCUGAUGAUUCUGGUGCUCGGUAUUUUCUAUAUCAUCAACUGUCACCACAGUUACUGCAGUGGAAACUAGUUCAGAGAAUGUGCAUGCCUAAUGUGGCGCUCUGCCCAAAGAAAGUGAAAUAAGGAUAUUAAUGUUCUCCGCAUGCUAUAAGUCGUCAAACAGUUAUAUAUAAAUGAUAACACCUGUCACCGCGUAGUAGAAAUUAGAUGACAUUUGACGAAUCUGCAUGUGUCUCUAGAUACGGUAUUACAUGAGAAAUCUGAAUACAAACUGAAAAUGAUUUUACUAGUUAGUUAAGGUUAUAGUCUCUCCAGUUAGAAUAUUUUUAACUGAUACUUAUCUCUGUAUGUCGUAAAUACUUCAGAUUAUAAAUAUAUGUGUACAUGCAAUACAUAUAUGAUCAAUAUGAUUGUAAUUAUAGGUUUUUGUAACCUUUGGACAGUAAUUAUACCUGUGGAGGCUUUCCUUGUCGUUUUGACAUGUCUUUAUUUCGUUAUUUUAAUAACAAAGACAAUAAAAUAUUAACUAAGAGUCUUAUUGGCAAAAUCUUUGCUUAAUCAAAUAUGUAUAAUAUAUUUAAUUCUUGAAUGAAAUGUUAAUUAAGGGAUAGAUGUUUUGUAUUCGGUAUCUAAUGGUUACUAAAAGUUGCUGUCUCCCAAUAUACCUUUAUAACAAACGCCACUGUAAUAAAUCGAUAACGAUUUUAUAUAUUACAAGAUAAUAUUUGUAUUCUAAAUAACUUAAUAUUUAUUUAAUACAAUGGUAAGUGUACGUGUUUUAUGAUUGUAUUUCCAAAUUAUUAUUUAUUUUAUUUUUAGACAUCAUAAGAUUGAAAAAUUCAUAAUGUUGCUUAAAAUGUUGCUUUUACUUUAAACAGUUUCGGUGUUGUAGACGUUCUGUAUUACAAGAAUAUGAUUAAGUGUAGACAACUUAGCUUCCGUAAUCUACUGAAUAUUUGUGAAUGAUGCAUAAUUUAAUGUAACUAUCAUGUACAUUGUCAUAGAAUGUAGACUCUAUGUUGUUUUGUCCCAUGACUACAUGAAACUAGAAUAUACGAUGGAUACAUGUCUGGGCCACUGUCUACAUCGUAGUGCCAUUGUAAAGCACAGCACAACAGUACAGCAAAUUAGAUGGCUUCGUAUUUUGUAAACCAUAUGAACUGGAACCGGUUUACUUUAUUUAAUUACAAAACAGCUCAACAGCAUUUUUGAAUGACCUAAUUGCAAGAUAUUAUUGUACAAAUCUAUGGGUUCUUAUUUCUGUGAAAGGUUGUUUUAAUGAAGAUAUAUCAUAGUUGUAUAGCGAGAUACCAUGUCUACCCACCGUAAUCAAACACUGGACAUGAUUUAUUCAUAUAUGAUAUGGCUAAUUAUUUCAGUUAAAUCUUGGUACCCUACACGAAUAAUUGUUAAUUAAGCUUUUAUUUGAUUCCAUAAGGCGUAAGUGAUUAAAUGAGUCAACUUUCAUAUGUUUAAUACUAACUACUUUUUUAACCUGAAACACCAUUUAGUACCUUACGUUAAGUACUGCUCAGAGGUUCCCUCGCCUUCCACAAUGGGUGUCCAUUCUGGUCUCACUUGCGCAGAGAGACCUUAGCCCUAAAAUUACAGCACGUAUUUGUUAUGGGAGUCACAACUGUCUUAGUGCUAAAAUCGUUUUGUGCAAGUGGCACCUUAGGACCAAAAUGUAUGGGUCACGUUCUGUGGUGAUUUAAGGGGCGGUGGGGUAGCCCAGUGGUUAAAGCGUUCACUCUUCACGCCGAAGAACCGGGUUCGAUUCCCCAGAUGGGUUCAAAUGUGUGAAGCCUAUUUCUGGUGUCCCCCGCUCUGAUAUUGCAGGAUUAUUGCUAAAAGCGGCGUAAAACCAUACUCACUCACUGUUGUAAUUUAGGAAUUUGUUUCUCUGAAGUCACAUACUUGAUAAAUGAAGUCAUGAUUUUGUACAUAUCUGAAUCACUGUGUAAAUUUGGUCAAGACUCGAACUUUAGUGUAUAUUGUGCUUAUAUGUAGUAUUACUCGUACUAUGUAGCAAAAUGUUCACAAGUGUAUGUUAGAGAGGAAAUAUUUAUUUUGCUGUAAACACGGUAACCGUCAUAAUGAUAAAUGGAUGACUUUUUUAAGGCAAACGUGUACAUGUCUUUACUGUACGUAUAGGUAUAUACAUAUGUAGGUACAAUGUAACGUCAACAAUCGCGAUUGGUUUUACGUAAAUACUAAAUACGAAAGGGAUUUCUUGUUGGAAAGUAUGUAUGUGACAAUGUUUUAACAGUUAUGUGCAUAAUCAAUUUGUUCACAGAUCGAUGUUGUUAAAGUUAAUCUGUUCAAUCUUUCUUACGACAUAUUAUGAAGAAAUCUUGUUUUUAACUUAUAUCGCAAUUAUUAUGAGAAAACCAGUAUGCUUUCUCCCAAUUUAAUACUGUAAUUAAACCAUUAAUAU